GAGUUUAGAGGAAGAGGAAUCGAGAAGUUGGGCCGAGUGUUUGCUGGAUGCCACCGCUGGUCCGUGUUCAGCUGCAUGUGGCUGCUGCUGGCCUUCUGCCUGUUUAUGAGGAAUGAGCUCAGGUGCUUCUUCUACUGUCUUCUGAACGUGCUGCUGGUUCUUCUAUGGACACAGAUUGAGGUGCGGCGUCCAGUGCAGAUACAGUGAAGUGGAGAGCGGAAGAUGCCGGCCCCGCCUCCCCCACCACCCCCAGGGCCUCCCCCGCCUCCCACGUUCGCUGCUGCGAACACCGAGAAGCCGAGUCUGAACCGCUCGGAGCAGCAGGGAAGGAACGCCCUGUUGACCGAUAUUUGUAAAGGCGCCAGACUAAAGAAGGCCGUCACCAAUGACCGCAGUGGACCCUCGCUGGAGAAGCCUAAAGGAGGAGGAGGAGGAGGCGGUGGUGGUGGAGGUGGAGGUGGAGGUGGAGGAGGUGGCGGCGGCGGCGGUUUUGGCGGCGGAUCUCCUUCUGGUUUAGGAGGCCUGUUUGCAGGAGGGAUGCCCAAACUGAGGUCUGCAACCAACAGAGAGUCCACCGACUCUCCACCCAGCCGAGGACCCGCUCGCCCCGGAGGCCCCAGCCCGUUUGGUGGUGGUGGCCCUGCCGGCCCCCCUAAGUUCCCAGGAUCCCCUGCUGGCGGCCGCGGCGGCGCCCCCGACCUCCCCAAAGGCCGCCCCAACCACUCCUCCCGACAGGACUCUCCAGGAGGAGCCCCUCCUCCGGUUCCCAACACGCCUCGACCCAGCCCGGGCUUCCCGUCCCGCGGGGGUCCCUCCCCGCCGUCGCUGCCUGCAGCGCCCAGACCCGGCUUCGCCUGUGCUCCUCCGCCGCCCAGCGUCCCCUCAGGCAGGCAUGGACCUCUGCCUCCCCCGCCGGGAGGCUCCUCGCCGGGGCCUCGACCGGGCUUCUCAGCACCUCCUCCUCCGCCUCCCAACAACAGCAGACCUCCGUUACCGCCGACUCCAGGAGGGAGGCCGCCGCUGCCCGACGACCGGCCGCCGCCGCCUCCGGCCCCGGGUCACCGGCCGUCGAUGCCCCGCGACAUGCCGCCCCCUCCCCCGUCCAUCAACUCCAAACCUCCCCCCUCCAUGUCCUCCCCUUCCUCUCGCUCCCCCGCAGGUGGAGGUGCGCCUCCUCUGCCACCGGGCCGACCGGGUCCUCCUUCCAUCCCGCCGAGUCCGGCUGUGGGCGACGACCACAACACGCCUCGCCUGCCCCUGAGGAACAGCUCGCUCAACAGCCACGCUCCAGCGCCGCCUCACGGCCGGUCGGGUCCGCUCCCUCCUCCGCCCAACGAGAGGCCGCCUUCUCUGGGUCGGAACCAGUCGUCAGUUCGCUCAGGCCCUCUUCCUCCUCCGCCUCCUUCGGGUCGUAGCGUGGGCGGGGGCAGCGUGAGGUCAUCGCCGGCUCCUUCUCCUAUGGGUCGGCCCGGCCCAGAACCCCCUCGUGGCGGACCGGGCGGCAGGCCUCCUCUUCCUCCGGACAGACCGGGCGUCGGAGGGGCGCCUCCUCCUCCGCCGCCGAUCGGCAACGGGUUCCAGAACUCUCACCACAACCAGACACAAGACGAGUGGGAGUGCCGCUUCACGUUCCACCCGGUGUCCGACCUUCCUCCGCCUGAGCCCUACGUCCCCUUCCCCAAGACCUACCCCAGCAAGAUCGGCAAGACCGACGGCAAGGGUUCUGGUAAGAAGGAGCGAGGAGCUCCUCCUCUUCCUCCCAUCCCCAGGUGAAGAAGCUCCGGCGGCCGCCAACACUUGGACCUCCGCCUCCUGCUCCUCCUGCUCCUCCUCUCCGUCUCUGUUUCUUUCUCUGUCGCGCUUCGACCUGCAGCAUCUUUUCAAACGGACCUGACGUCCAGUCGACCAAGUAGAAGGACCGACUCCCGACGAGGAGUCCACAUCACAACCAAAGCCUGCUCGCUCUCCGGUGCACCGUGUUUCUGUUCAGGUUUACGCUCUGGAACCAGUUCUGGUGGCCUUUCGUUGCUCCGAGUCGUGGAUCUGUCAUGACUUCAUUCCUUUAACCUUCUCAGCCUUUGCUCACGUUUUAUCAGAAGAACAUACUUGACCAACGUUGCAGGUACCAGGUGUGAGUUCCCCUGCAGCUCAGUUAGACGAAACCAAUCCUCCCGAUAGUUCCACGUCACAGGGUCUCCAUGGAGCAACUUCUUAUGCAAAGAAAUCACCGUCUUCAAGUGUUGAGAAGCUGUGAGCUGUCUUCUUUUGUUUUUUAUCCAACCAGUGUUCAGCCUUUUCUGUCCAGGAUUGUACUGAAGGCUGCCUGCAGAGGGAAUUAGCCAAGGAUGCCUCUUGUGCCUUAAAUUAUGUGUUUGUUCUGCCCCUGUUUGUCUUCAGCUGGAUUGAAUCCCCUCCGAUAGAUGUAAAGGAUGUAAAGCAGCUUGGUGAGGGUGAACGUUUAAUGUGCCAAAGCCACGCGUGCCUUCACGACGUGGGUCCACGUCUGUGCGUCUCUGUUGGAAGCGGUACUUUUUUUUAUUUUGUGUGUGAUGCUAAUGAUAGAGUUUUAAGAGGACGCUGUGAGCUGAUUGUUGAGUCACCAUGAAGGCCCGUGCAUGUGUCCGUGUUGUUUUAAGUUAUGUUCCAGGAGUGUGCAGUAUUACGUUCCGGCUUCGUGUUGUUAUUGUCAGCGCCGAGGAGGCCUUUCCUUACAGACAAUCAUACGGAAGUAAACCUAUGUACGUGAGAGAAUAAAACGCUUUAAGAUGCUUCGUGCGCUCUGCUCGGGCUGAGGACGGGCCGCUUUUAUCGGACCGUGCGUCGGAAGAGAUUUGAUUUGGGGUGAGCUGUAGAGCCGCAUCCAGACGAAGUGACUUGUUUUUGUAUUAUCAGAUAAACCAUAUGCACCAUUUACAUAUCUGUGCAAUAAAAUCAGGCAAUAAAGUGAUGCGAGAGUGUCAUCAAACACA
Molecule: messenger RNA, 2969 nt
Organism: Stegastes partitus (bicolor damselfish)
Lineage: Eukaryota; Metazoa; Chordata; Actinopteri; Pomacentridae
Gene: wipf1b
Product: WAS/WASL interacting protein family, member 1b
Exons: 9
Coding region: 223-1773 (516 amino acids)
Biological process (GO): actin filament-based movement
Cellular component (GO): actin filament
Molecular function (GO): actin binding
Source: RefSeq, a predicted model, not a curated record